Spodoptera frugiperda (fall armyworm) is the source of this 782-nucleotide messenger RNA. RefSeq lists its product as uncharacterized. NCBI's taxonomy places the organism in Eukaryota, Metazoa, Arthropoda, Insecta, Lepidoptera, Noctuidae. The transcript is spliced from 3 exons. The record is from RefSeq and is a predicted model, not a curated record. The coding region runs from base 120 to 503 and encodes 127 amino acids. Gene Ontology annotation, biological process: negative regulation of biosynthetic process.
AUUGCAUCGCGCAAUACAACGCAAUUUCUGUUUGUGUUCAGCCGUAAGUAACUGAAUAAUUUGUUCAUUUAUUUUGUUCUAUACCUGUAUACGACUAAGUGAAAUUAUAUCCGUUCUCAAUGCCCUACAUUCUGAUUAGAGGUAAUUUAGCAUCAUAUGGGCAUAAAAACCCGUGGCGUGUUUUGGUAUCCGGCUUGAAAGCUGGCGAUAUAGAACAACUCAAGAGGUUCGCAUGUGGGGGCUACUGCGACGAUUCAACUAUUGUUUAUUUGCAACAUCCUUGUGUUAUACUGAGUGCUCUUGAGGUAUUGGGUUACAAGGUUGUAGCGUCUAGCUCUACAGCAGUCAAACAAGAUUAUAAUGAGUAUAUGUGGACUAUGAGGAAAGAGUUCUCAGAACCAGAACCAUCAAUCAUUGUGGAACAAGAUAAUAUUAACAAUUUCAGCAAAGAGGCUAUGCACUUGGGGAAUUAUCAGCAUCAGACAAAAGACGACGAAGUGUAAGCUGCCAUUAUAUUGAUAGUUAAAUCUUUAUCAGUUUAUUUUAUUUUGUACUAUGGACACAAAGGGCAGUCAGAACCUGUCUCCAAGCAACUUGGCAUCAGUACCCUUGAUUGAAGAAGAAGAUGCAGUUGUUUAUAUUGCCAUUAAAGGAUCUCUGCAUGCAAAUGAUUGCUCUGUUUUUGGAUUAGGUGAAGAAGAGAUAAGAGCUCUUUCUAAAAAGUUUCCAGGAUCAGGAGUAGUUGUUAACGGUGUUGCCAUCAAGUGCAAUGUACUCGAGAC